GUUCAGUGCGCUGUUGUCGCUGUCGAUAGCCGCGUCGUUUGUCAAUAAUUGCUUACAAAAAAUAAAGUAAAAAACGCGAUUUUAUUAAUUUUGUUUGUUUGCGCUUGUAAAGAAAAGUGUUUUGUUAUAGUUAAGUUAAAACUUAAACAAAUGCGAAUGAAAACCAAAACUGAAUUAAAGACUGUGCCUGCGUGUGUGUGUGUGUGAAGAAUAACGGUAUACCAACAGCUGAGCUAACAUGACCUAAUUCAGCGUUUGCAGUCAGGACCACAGCCUUAGCCUGUACAACAACCCAAGCCCAACAGCAGCAGCAGAAGCAGCAGCAAUUAGUCAGGAUACGCCAACACUUUGAGUGGUUUCGCCGCUUGUUUGGCUUCCUUCCGACUGGUUAUUUAAUUAAUUUUUUUGUUUGUUGUUUUUUUUUGUUGUUGUUUGUUAAUUGUGCAAUUGACUGCGGGCUAAUUAGCUUUCGGCAAUUCAAUGGAUCAGCUGUGUCUGCUGGGGCUAAGCGCUCUGCUGUUAAUUGUAUUACUUUAUGGCCUGCUGGAGCUGCAUUACUUUCUGCGCAUGUGCCUCUGUGUGCUGCUGGCGCGAUUUGUGAAACGCUCCUGCCACAUUCUGGAGUCCACCACGGUCAAUGGCAUCUGUCUUAGCAACGAUGUGGACACACUGCUCUAUCAUAUGAACAAUGCGCGUUACUUUCGUGAGCUGGACUUUGCUCGCGUGGAUUUCUAUGAGCGCACCAAGCUCUAUCGCACCAUCACACGCUUGGGCGGCUCUGUUUUCCAGGGAGCGGCCACCAUACGCUAUAGACGCUUCAUACGGCCCUUUCAUCGCUUCAAGAUUGUGUCCAGGAUUGUUUACUGGGAUGAGCAGUCGCUGUUUAUGGAACAUCGAUUUGUGCGGCCAUCGGACAAGUUUGUGCACUGCAUUGUCAUUUGCAGGCAGCGCGUCAUUGAUGUUUCCAUGGAUGCAGUAAUGGCUGAGCUGCUGCCCAAGACGGCUGCCACACCGCUGCAGGCUUCCAGGCAUACGCUCAGCUCCACGGCCAGUCUGCAUCCGGCGGGUGUGGGCAAUACCACGCCGGUGCCUGUGCCGGUGCCGCCGCCGCCCUCCGUGCCUGUUGCUGUCGCCACUGCGCUGGAAGCGGAGAAUGGUCAUGUCUUGAGUGCGAACAAGUCGAAGCCACCGCUGCCGCCAGAGCUCUGCAAGUGGAUUGAAUACAAUGACAUGUCAAGCAAGAAUCUGCGCAGCGGCUGCUGACCACGCCCACCCAAUUGUAAAUUAUUAACGCCCCUGCGCGCUAAAGCGUCAAAUGUACUAUCAAUGUAUAUACCUAUGUCUUUGUGUGCGUGUGUCUGCGUCUGUUGUAAACAAGUUUGUGCAUGUCUGUAACUGUAACUGUAACUGUUAAGCCUAAUCUAAGCUAUAACUGUAAAUGUGUAGUAUUGAAUACUAAAAUCUGUAACUUAACUAAUAUAUGUAUAUGUUAAAUUUAAGUAAACCAAAGCGUGUAACCUGCAAAGGACGCGCAUAGGUGCAGUCAUUUGCUAAUGGUGUGAAACUUUGCUAACGCAUUCAGCUGAUUCUGAGCGUGCCAAGAACAGCAAACAAAAGAAAGAGAGAGAAGGCAUAAUUACUUUUCAACUAACCACAGUACAAUAUCAGUCAUAAUCCCAAAACAAUGAAUUCAUGAAUCUUA
Molecule: messenger RNA, 1702 nt
Organism: Drosophila busckii
Lineage: Eukaryota; Metazoa; Arthropoda; Insecta; Diptera; Drosophilidae
Product: protein THEM6
Exons: 4
Coding region: 481-1263 (260 amino acids)
Source: RefSeq, a predicted model, not a curated record